CAUGAACAGUUCGCGCGUUCAGGCACACAUUUGGCGCCACAGACGCAACACUGCCACUGUAGAAGUGAGAUUGUCCUCUCUUGAAUUAAAACAUACAUUUUUUUACCCUACAUAGCUAUAAACUCAGCUUCAACAUGCUGACAAAGGGAGCGAUAGAGGCCCUAACCAAAUGCUCUAAUGAUUUACAAAACCCCAUACUUCAAUUAGUGAACAUCCGUAAAAUUGAUGGAGGCAGUGGACCAGCCCGCUUUCGUCUGAUGAUGAGUGAUGGACAGCACUCAAUGUCUUCGUUCAUGCUCUCCACCCAGCUCAACCCAAUGGCUGAGGACAACCGACUAGCCCCAAACUGUAUCUGUCAGCUGAAGAGGAGCGUGACCAAUGUCUUAAAGGAUGGACGGCGUGUUGUGGUCAUACUGGACAUGGAGGUGGUGAAGUCUGCUGAUGAGGUGGCUGGGAAGAUCGGAGAGCCCCAGCCUUACGUGGAAGGUCAGAGUAAAACCCCACAGUCAGACCCCAAUCCCUCAGUCCACCCCCUGCAACCCCAGAAUGGAAUUGAUGGCUCCAUGAACAAAGGUCCCAGCAGAGCGUUUGUGGGGAAGAAGGGCAUGCCUCCGUCUGCCAUGCCCAGCACUCCUGGGGGAUCCUCCAAAGUUGUGCCCAUCGCCAGCCUCAACCCCUACCAGUCAAAGUGGACCAUCCGAGCCCGUGUCACCAACAAGAGCGGCAUCCGAACCUGGAGCAACUCUCGUGGGGACGGCAAGCUGUUCUCUAUGGAGAUUGUGGAUGAGAGUGGAGAGAUCAGAGUGACUGCCUUUACCCAGGAGGUGGACAAAUUCUACAGCAUCAUCGAGACUGGCAAGGUGUUCUACAUCUCCAAGGGAUCCCUGAAGAUUGCCAACAAGCAGUACUCAUCCCUGAAGAAUGACUAUGAGAUGACCCUGAAUGGAGAGUCCACCAUCAUUCCCUGUGAAGACACCCAGGACGUACCCAUGGUGCAGUGCAACUUCGUCUCCAUCGCCGACCUGCAGGCCCGAGAAAAGGACACCAUUUUGGAUGUGAUUGGCGUGUGCAAGAGCGUGUCCGACGUGACCCGCCUCAACACCAAGAACAACCGUGAGGUCUCCAAGAGGACACUCAACCUGAUGGACCAGUCUGGUAAACUGGUGGAGGUCACCCUGUGGGGAGAGGAGGCAGAGACCUUUGAUGGCUCUGGGCAGCCCAUCCUGGCCAUCAAAGGGGCCAAGCUGUCGGACUAUGGGGGCCGAUCUCUAUCUGCUUCGUUCAGCAGCACCGUCAUGGUCAACCCCGACAUCCCUGAGGCAUACAAGCUGCGGGGCUGGUAUGACAAGGAGGGCCACUCUAUGGCUGGCGAGUCUCUGACGGAGGCGAGGACAGGUGGAGGAGGAGGAGGGAACACCAACUGGAAGACCCUGGCUGACAUCAAGACGGAGCACCUUGGACACGGAGACAAGGCAGACUACUUCAGCUGCAUCGCCACCAUAGUGUACAUCCGUAAGGAGAACUGUCUGUACCAGGCGUGCCCUAGUCAGGACUGCAAUAAGAAGGUGGUGGACCAGCAGAAUGGCAUGUUCCGCUGUGAGAAGUGUGACAAAGAGUUCCCUAACUUCAAGUACCGACUCAUCCUCUCUGCCAACAUAGCAGACUACGGGGACAACCAGUGGGUGACCUGCUUUCAGGAGAGUGCUGAAGCCAUUUUGGGACAGAACGCUGCUUACCUAGGGCAGCUCAAGGACUCGAAUGAAGCUGCCUUCGAGGAGAUCUUUCAGCAGGCCAACUUCCACACGUUCGUUUUCCGUAACAGAGUCAAGCUGGAGACCUACAAUGAUGAGUCCCGGAUCAAGGCCACGGUGAUGGAGGUGAAACCUGUGGACCACAAGGAGUACAGCAAGAGACUCAUCAUGAACAUCAGGAAGAUGGCUUCCGCCCAAUAAGAACGCUCGCUUUGCCCCCUCAGCUACGUUCAAGCUUCGCCCCCUGAUCUGCAGCCGCAGCACUUCCCAACCUGCCAGAUGGACUGUGAACCAGUCCUAGGUUUAAUCCCAAAUGGCACCCUAUGUAGUGCACUUCUUUUGACCAAAAGUAGUGCACUACAUGGGGAAUAGGGUGUCAUUUCAGACGUAACUGAAGUGUUACUAUUCUAUACUUUUUAUUUAGCUGUGUCCAUGUACCUCUGUUACUCUGUAAGUCACUGAACUUUGAACAUUAACUAUGCUGAAUGUACUGGAAGUUUGGUUUUUGUCUUCUUGGCCCAACCAGUAAUCUUGAGAGAGUGCUGCUGGGGCAGGAUUAUAUCUCUCUGUGUUAUGGUGAUGGGUGGGGGGUGACUUCCGAAACUGCUGACAUUUUGGUUUGUGGAUUAAAUGGAGGGAGGGAUGAAUGGUGCCUGGGAUGGGACAGUCUUAACCACAGAAAUCAUAGCUGUGUGGUCUGUCUUAAGUCAGCUGUUAUUGCAUGGGUGUUUUGUAUACGCAGAGGGGUCUGUACUGUAGCUAGCACUCUGUCACUCGCUCCCACCAUCACUUUGCCUGGACCUACCCAUCCCUGAUAAGAGCAGUGAUUUUCUAACUCUCACACACAGCAAGCAGAAUGCAGGAAAUGCACUGUACUGUAUUUAUGUAGAUACAUGGUUUUUUUUUUUCAGUACCUCUUAAGUUAGAAUAUUUCAGACAGCAAUAAUUGGCAUUUUUCUUUACAUCGAUUUGGUCAGUUGAUUACAUAAAAAUAAACCUGUUUGUGACCAAAAGUCAA
Molecule: messenger RNA, 2769 nt
Organism: Oncorhynchus gorbuscha (pink salmon)
Lineage: Eukaryota; Metazoa; Chordata; Actinopteri; Salmoniformes; Salmonidae
Product: replication protein A 70 kDa DNA-binding subunit-like
Exons: 17
Coding region: 135-1952 (605 amino acids)
Biological process (GO): meiotic cell cycle; double-strand break repair via homologous recombination; DNA replication
Cellular component (GO): DNA replication factor A complex; nucleus
Molecular function (GO): damaged DNA binding; single-stranded telomeric DNA binding
Source: RefSeq, a predicted model, not a curated record